Messenger RNA from Ostertagia ostertagi, 423 nucleotides. The record is from the annotation of a GenBank genome assembly. Lineage: Eukaryota; Metazoa; Nematoda; Chromadorea; Rhabditida; Trichostrongylidae.
AUGAAGCGUAUCAGAAAUGAAGGAUUCUGUUCUUCAUUAAUUGAGGAAGAAAUGAAGCGUAUCAGAAAUGAAGGAUUCUGUUCUUCAUGCAAAAUAUGUAAUCGUCAAUAUUAUUCACCUUCAUCGCUUCGUGAGCAUAUGAGAAAACGGCAUCGUAUUCCUGUAUACAGAUUUUCGAAGCUGCCGGAUUCCUUAAAGAAUUUUGCGCUCAAGCAGGUUGUUGUUCUUGAUGCAGAGGAGGCUUUGAGGAGAGUUUCCGAAAAUAAUGCCGCAUUGGUAAAAACGGAAGCGCCUUCCAUUUUGGUCACGGAUGAGCAAGAAUGCAGUCAUGCGGAUCGUGUACAGCCUCAAUGUGGUAUUAAUGGAAGGGAGUGCAAUGAUUCUGGGGAACCGGCUAUAUCCUGCAUAUCCGCUGAAAAGGUA